UGACGAACCACCCGGAUUUGUUUUGUUUUUGCCGGAUUUGUUUACAAUCACGGACUUCUUGGCCCCUGAAGACCACCAGGCGCAUCAGAUCCCACUAUCGUCGUCCCCCAACAACACCAGACAACGGGAAGUCUGGGGUCACGAAAGCUGAUAGAUAUUUUUCCUGUUUUUGUCCCUGUUUCCGAUUGGCUCUUCGGGGUAGAGAGACCGUGUCUGGCACCGGCUAGGCCGAGAAGUGCCGAGAGUUGGUGGGUCUUGGUGGACCCCUAGUGUGCCCUUUGAGUGUAAUUACCCAAGUGUAGUUACAGGAGGAGAGUUGCGCUCGUGGUGACCCGUCUUUCCAGUACUCUUUUCAUAUAACGCUUUGAAAUUACUGACGGUUUUGGCUUCCACAACCUCACCUAACUUGUUCCAACCGUCUACAACUCGGUUUACCGUCUACCACUCGGUUUACCGUCUAUCACUCGGUUUACCACUCUGGGUGUGGUGUGCAUCUGGCUCUUGCUGUGCAGGAAGUCACUGGAAGAUGUUGCAGUUUUGCCAAGUUUUCCCCCCCCACGAAAGCAACAAGGUUUAUGUGGCCUUUUGCUAUAGAUGUGCCUAACUCAAGAACAAUAAUAAUGACCAACACCGUGGAUCUUUCCAGGCAGCUCACACAAGCUCGAAAUGAACUUAAUAACCUAAGGAAAAGAAUGCAGGGUUUACAAGCUCAGCAUCGCAAAGAUAUUUCACACCUGGAGAAGCUGCUUACUCGUGGCCAGCCUCUGAAGGGGGACUUAGUGCAAAAAUCUGGUUGUCAACCUAGUUACGGAGGGGACACUAAAUCAAAUCGCUUUAGUACUUGGAAGCCAAUAGGGCACAUCAUAUCAUGGUUCCGAACCAAAAAUGGAACACCACGGCAAGGCAGUGUGAGUACUCUCAGCCGUGGUAUUCUGAAGGUGGACAGAAGUGUGUUCAACAAUCCUCAUCAUGCACUUGAGGGAUUGCAUGAGUAUUCUCAUGUGUGGAUCUUCUUUGUAUUUGACCAAAAUGAUGAAAAGGCACUGGGCCAUAGCAAGACUAAAGUAGCACCUCCAAGACUUAAUGGCGAGCGAGUUGGUGUGUUUGCAACCCGAUCUCCACACAGACCCAAUCCUCUUGGCCUUACAUUGGCCCGAUUGGAAAGAGUCCAAGAUGACUCCUUGUACUUGUCUGGGAUAGAUAUCUUAGAUGGAACACCAGUAUUGGACAUCAAGCCUUAUAUUCCCCAGUAUGAUGCACCUCAACCUAUUUCAUCUACUUUGGAUAACUUAACUUCUCAGGAGAGAAGAACUGACGGCAAAGAGUGCAGACUCCUUGAGAACAAGAAAACAGUCAAUAUGACUGAAAUAAUUGUUAAAGAAAAUUCCUACUGUAGUGUGACCAUUUCAGGGGGUUGUAAUGAACCUAAAGUGAAGCAAAGUGCCCCAAGCUAUAGGCCAAUAUGUUUGGAAGAAUGUUCAUCUGGCAAAAAGAGCAAAGGACACAAUAAGACAAAUGUAACGGUGUUUGAUUCCAAAAUAAUUAGCCCGCAUUUUCCAAAACAGUGUGAUACAGAUGCCUUGCAAGUUAUUAAUAAGGAAUCUGGGAAAGAUGACCAAGUAAGUAAUUCAGGCAGCUUGAUUGUCUCUGGCACUAAUUUUGGGAGAGCUUUACUAUCCUGUGACAAAGGUGAUUUUAUGUCUUGUAGGAUAAAGGAAAAUGCCGUUUCUCGGUUGAGCAAAGGAAAUAAGUUACAGCCAGUUUCAGGCAAUAAGCAUACAAAUAUUCAGAACCAUCGUGCUGGGUGUAAACAACUUGACUCAUCAGGGGAGGCAGAAAGAGCAGAAGAGGUGAUAACUGCAUCAUGGCUUGAAGCUCCUCCAUCUGCUGCACUUCGAGUUAUAUUUAACCCAAUAGCCGAGGCCCAAGUUAAACGCUUUUCACAGAGUGCAGAAGAUUGUUACAGACUAGAGUUCCUUGGAGAUGAUGCUGAACUGACAGCUGCUAUUAGCAGCGUGCUUAGUGAGGAUCCACGCUCAGCGUACCGCAGACAAAAAUGCUCUUCCCUUCUCUAUUAUUUCAAUGUUGAUACUGCACACAUUACUGCUUGGUUUGAGGGGAAUACGGCCGAAGUUCUACGUGUCCAUCCAUUACAGGAAAGUAUACAAAUGACAUCUAGAGAGACAGUCUAUAUGGGAACUGUUAAAUAAUGUUAAAACCACAUGAAUAUCUUAUAAUCUUGAAAUGUCCCAAGGAUAUUAAGAGUAUUUUGUUUCAUUCAUUAUACAGUAAUUAGAAAAUUUUAUUCUGUUUAUAAUUGUGUACACUAUACAUGAGUACAAAAGAGUAUUCAGCAAGGUUUUCAAGGUCAACUGCAGACAAGAAAGAGACAUACAGGGGCACUAUUUUGCAGCAGUGUACUGACAUAUCGGCCUCAACAUUGGUAGUGGUACAAUGCUACUAUUUUGUGUGACUGCUUUGACUGCCACUCAACCUCAGAUGUUAUGUAACAACUGUAUCAGUAUUUGCAGAGUUUGGAAUUAUAGUACAGUAUUGUAUUACAUUUGUUCCUGUUGUUGGCUUUGUUCUGUAUUAUUGUGUAAUUUGUCUUGAGUGCAGUACUGUAUUAUUUUUCAUUAUUGUACUCUUUAUGAUAAGCUUGAUCUAACCUUUAUACAGAUUGUAAAUAAUAAUAUAAUUUAUUGAAUACAAAAAUUACUUUUAAAGUUGAUGUUGAAAGUAUUUUUAAAUGUAAAUACAUGUACAUUGGUGAAUAUAGAAAAAUUACAUUUCAUUAUGCCCAUAUUUUUUCAGAAUUGGCUUCUUCAAAGGACAUUUCUAAAUAUACAGACUACAAAUUUAUUGUGUAUGAUAACAGUGGUCUAUUUUAAGUUUUUAUUUUAUUAGCAUACUGUACUUGGGUAUAUCCACAAUUAUGUGGCUACACUACACUUACAAAAGAUUACAGUUUUUUGUGAUUUAUAUUGUACUAAGUUCUCCAAUUCACAGGAUGGUUCGUCAUACAAAGGCAUGAAAUCGCCAGCAUGCUUUCGAUUUCAAUAUUAGGAUAUUUUCAGUACACAAGAAUGGAUAAAGCAAUUGUAGAUCUCCAGGUACCAUAUACCAGCAGGUCUAAAGAGUUUAAUGACUGGAUAUUUAAUCAUUUAAUUUUACAAAGCAUAACCAAGUUUUUCACACACACAGGUUGUAGCUACCUUCCACGGAUACAUAACUGUAGCCCAGCCCGAUUCUCACAUUGCUAUGUUACAUUGUCUGAUGGAUGUUUUGUGCUGUCCAUAUACAUAGGCAUCGGAUCUAAACCAGCAAAAGGUGUACUGUACAUGCAAGCAUUUUGUACAAACACAUGGUAUGUCGAGACAUGGUAUAUCAUGCAUAUCAUAUGCAGUGAAAGUGUUAAAAAGUGUGCAAGUUUUGCCAAAUGUCAUGCAAAACAGCAUGUAAGUGUUUGUAUGUCACAGCCUCUGGACAAUAAUUCAGUGUGCGUUUCAAGCUUGGAUUUUAGGUAAACUUGGAAAAAAUUUAGCUAUCUGCAGAGUAGGUAUGUGUGAUCAAAUAUAUGAGAUAGAUGAGAGGGUAUAUUGCCAGCAGGCAAAUGAGCAAAGGUUUUUGAAUUUUUUUUUACUACUGUAUUUCUGAUGUGGAUUAAGUUAAGUGUCACUUGUUUUUACAGUUGUGAUGGGUCAUUUUGUGUGUGUUCCUAUGUAUAUAUAUAUAUAUAUAUGCAUGCACACUACAAAUUUUCAUCGUGUACUUGUUUGUAUUUAGUGGUCAAAAUACUGUACACUGUCAUUUAGUUUAGCCUUGUUUCCAUCCAAGAUGCUAAAUUAAGAGAAAGGGACCACCAUGACCAUUGAAAAGUGUUGUAGAAUUGUUCUUAGCCAUCUCUUCUAGACUGUUAGUGGUCAAUAGAGCAUUAUCAGUGCUUUCUUGCUUGUCUCUGUCGGCCAACACUUCGAAUGUUGUUGUUGGCGACUCAUAACCAUUAGGCAGCUUGGCAUAUCCAAGCCCUACAAUGCUCCUCUGAGAAUUAUGAUCUAUAUUUUGAUAUCUUUGAUCAUUUAAAUUUUGAAUUGUAGAAAGCUGAUCAUAUGAAAAUUGUUUUCCAUCUGGUUUUGUUCUGUAAAUAUUCCUUGUAUGUGCUUGGUCACUGAACCGAUUGUUUCUGUUGUAUAUAUUUGGCUUGUAAUAUAUAGUCUUGUCAAUGUGUUGUUCAGUUUCAUGUACACGACGAGUGCCAAUUGGAGGAUUUUGGACAUAGUAUGAAUCUCCAAAGGACACACUCGGUGGGUAACGCUCGGGGUCAUAGAGAACCUGAUCUGCUAUUGAGUCAGUGUGGAGAGUUGUGUCUCGAGCCAUUGCUGCACUAAAUGAUUUUGGAGGAGUUCUAGGAUAAACAAGAUCAGUCUGCGAGUUCAAAAUUGGUCUCUUGUUGGUAUUAAAAGAUCUUUGAGUGUCAGUUGAAACUGGAUCUCUGUAACUUUUAAUUUGUAAGUUUUUUACUCUAUUUACUCUGUCAGUGUUAUGACUAGCUGAAGUUUGCAAGAUGGGAAAAUGUAAAGGAGCGUUAUUUUCCCUGUAGAAUACGCUAGUUAAGUCAUGAAUAGAUAUUUCAAUUUCUGGAUCACUUGGGUAAGCUUCAGGCUGCUUGCUAUUCAGCAGUUGAAAUUUAUCUUGCUGUAGAUUCCCUGGAUGUCUUCGAGGUAAAUAAGGUGGUUUAGUGUAGGUGUGUGUGUUAGGGCUGGGCCUUGGAAUGUUGUGUGAGGGAGAGAACUGGUUUUGAGCAAGACCAUUUGUUGUUCUUCGGAGACCAGCAUUCCACAUGUUAAUCCUUAGUGGCACUGGGGUUAAGUUUUGUAGAUUUAUUUUUUGAUUCUGAAUGUAAUUAAAUGCACGAUUGGUAUGAUCUUGAUUCAGAAUUGGAUUCAUAGGGUGUUGCCUGAUGUUGUAUGGAUUAAAUGCUUGUGGGGGCCGAGGGAUUCUCAUUAAAUGCUGAAAAUAACCCAGGUUAUCUUUCCUAGGGUUAAAUAUAUAGUGUCGAUUUAUGUACCCUUGUGGCAGCAAGUCCUGAUCUCUGUGCCAAUGACGGAUCAAUGACUCGGGUGUUGGAAGCACUUCGAAGGGUUCUGUACAGUUUUCUAGGGGCGUGUCUGUAGAACCGACACUACCAUCAUUGCUGAAGCUCAAAUCUUUUAACUCGUGGACAGCAAGUCUUGUAUUGGUGAGAGCCGAUUGCCUUAUCUUCUCGUCAGAAGUAAUGUUAACAUCCUGUGAAAUAAAAUUUUAACUUUAGUAUCUGUUUUUGGUCUAGUUUAUUGUUAUAAAUUUUUUCUUAGAUUUAAGAAAUGUCUUUAUGAAUGGAGGCUGUAUAGUAUUACUAUAAAUAAAUAGGAAUUAUAAA
This is a messenger RNA of Procambarus clarkii (red swamp crayfish), 5419 nucleotides long. Lineage: Eukaryota; Metazoa; Arthropoda; Malacostraca; Decapoda; Cambaridae. The record is from RefSeq and is a predicted model, not a curated record.